Messenger RNA from Chlorella variabilis, 750 nucleotides. RefSeq lists its product as hypothetical. The record is from RefSeq and is a predicted model, not a curated record. Lineage: Eukaryota; Viridiplantae; Chlorophyta; Trebouxiophyceae; Chlorellales; Chlorellaceae. Gene Ontology annotation, cellular component: nucleus. The transcript is spliced from 3 exons. Gene Ontology annotation, molecular function: protein heterodimerization activity. Gene Ontology annotation, biological process: regulation of DNA-templated transcription. Bases 1 to 720 code for a protein of 239 amino acids.
AUGCCUCCCCGCGGCCAAACUGCCUACUUUCUGUUCAGCGAGGAGCACCGGGCAGCUGCCAAGGCGGACCUGGCGGCCCAGGAUGGCGCGAAGGCAGGGGUGGCGCAGGUGGCCAAGCUGGUUGGGGCCAAAUGGGCGGCGCUCAGCGAUGAGGAGAAGCAGCAAUACAAGGAUCGGGCAGCUGCGAAGACCCGGCAGAUGAAAGAAGAGGCGGCGGCAGCAGCGGCAGCGCAGGGACAGCAGCAGCAGAGCCCUGGUGGCGAGGGAGCAGCAGCAGGCGAGGAGCCGGCACCAGCUGCGGUUGGAGGGGGCGGCGCCGCGCCGCCACCCUUUGGCUUCCCCACCGGUGUCGUCAAGCGUAUCAUGAUGGUGGAUGACGAGGUGCAGCGUGUGAGCGCGGACGCGGUGCGGGCCAUCGCCAAGGCCACCGAGCUCUUUGUGCAGCAGCUGGCGGCGCGGGCGCUGCAGCACGCGCAGGCGGGCAAGCGCAAGAACUUCAAAGAGCCGGAUGUGGCGCACGUGGCAGGCAGGGACAGGCGGCUGGUGGACAUGGGGCUGCGGGAGGUGCUGGAGCAGCAUGGCGCGACGUCAGGGGGCGGCGGGGAGGAGGGUGAGAACGCGGCGGCACAAAAGCAGCGCAACGCCAAGCGGCAGAUGCAGGAGGAGGCGGCAGCAGGCACGCGGCAGAUCACCGCCUUCUUCAAUUUGGAAGCCACGUGAGGUGCCCAGGCGUGUAAAAAAACAGGAGGC